Messenger RNA from Chanos chanos (milkfish), 711 nucleotides. It is a transcript of the gene nxnl1, whose product is annotated as nucleoredoxin like 1. Bases 1 to 711 code for a protein of 236 amino acids. The record is from RefSeq and is a predicted model, not a curated record. Lineage: Eukaryota; Metazoa; Chordata; Actinopteri; Gonorynchiformes; Chanidae. Gene Ontology annotation, biological process: photoreceptor cell maintenance. The transcript has 2 exons. Gene Ontology annotation, cellular component: mitochondrion.
AUGGUGGACCUGUUCUUGGGGAAGGUUCUGGUGAAGAACAACAAGGACAAAGAUGAGUUGGACACGGAGCGUGAGAUCAUUCUGCGCCUCCAGAAUCGCAUCCUGAUGCUCUUCUUCGGGUCUGGGGAGUGUGAGCGAUGCCAGGAGUUCGCUCCGACCCUCAAGGACUUCUUCAAACAGCUGACGGACGAGUUCUACGUGGAGCGUUCCGCCCAACUCGUGCUCCUCUACGUCUCACUGGACCCGUCGGAGGACGAGCAGGAGAAGUUCCUCAAAGAACUGCCCAAACGCUGCCUGUUCCUGCCGUACGAGGACCCCUACAGGAAAGAGCUGGAGGUGAUGUUUCAGGUGGAGGAGAUUCCGACCGUGGUGGUUUUGCGUCCUGACUGCUCCGUCCUCUCUCCGAACGCCGUGGCCGAGAUCUGCGCCCUCGGGCCCGACUGCUACCGGAACUGGCAGGAAGGGGCGGAGCUCAUCGACAGGAACUUCAUGAUGAACGAAGAAUUCGACGACGGCAAGAUGCGAAGCGUGACAGACCCCAUUCGCCGUCUCAAGUACAAGGUGGACGACAAGAAAAAGAAGAAGAAAAAGAAAAAAAAGAGAGGGUGGAUGGGAGGAGGAGGAGGAGGAGGAGGAGAGGGUGAUGAAGAAGAGGAGGAGGAAGACGAGGGUGAGGAAGAGGGCGGGGGAAACGGAGGGCCGUGGGGAUGA